AUGAGUUCAAAUGGUAGCCGUGCACAGCUCAAAGCAUUCUACGAAUGUUCAUUUGAAGAUAAUUGUCAUCUGCCAUUAGAUAGUUUUCUUCAACUACGAACUACCCUGAUAUUUGCUAAUUACAAUCACACAAACCUAAUUCAACGACUUGAUCAAUUUUACGGCAAAUCAAAAACAGAAGUAUAUACGUAUUUUCAUGCUGAUACACUGACAUCUACAUUGAAUGCAUACUGUGGUGAUAUGAAUCAAUUUGAUAAAGAAAUAAAAGCAACGGUUUACACGUGCAAUGGUCCUCAAAAUAUAUAUUGUAAUAGUGAGAAGAAAAUGAAAGAAUUUUUAAGUGGAGUUACGUUAACUGAUUAUAUUCAAAAAUUCUUUGGAUGGCGAUGA
Messenger RNA from Rotaria sp. Silwood2, 390 nucleotides. The record is from the annotation of a GenBank genome assembly. NCBI's taxonomy places the organism in Eukaryota, Metazoa, Rotifera, Eurotatoria, Philodinida, Philodinidae.